Brassica rapa (field mustard) is the source of this 4834-nucleotide messenger RNA. RefSeq names its product protein NRT1/ PTR FAMILY 5.11. Gene Ontology annotation, biological process: transmembrane transport; dipeptide transport. The record is from RefSeq and is a predicted model, not a curated record. Gene Ontology annotation, molecular function: dipeptide transmembrane transporter activity; tripeptide transmembrane transporter activity. NCBI's taxonomy places the organism in Eukaryota, Viridiplantae, Streptophyta, Magnoliopsida, Brassicales, Brassicaceae. Gene Ontology annotation, cellular component: membrane.
UAACUACUGACCCUAAACAAAAAUGAUAUUUAUCUCGAUGUUGAAUACUCCCUCCGUUCCUAAAAUAUUUAUAUUCUAGAUAAAACUUUUAUUUCAAAAAGAUACAUAUUUUAUAUUUGUAAUGUAAAUUUUGUCAACUAAUAAUGAAAAAUUGUGAAGUUCAAGAACAUUAAUUAUAUUUUUUAAAAUUUUAUUGGUUUAAAAAUAUACUAAGAAAUAUAAAAUUACAAAAAACUAUGCAUUUAUAGCUAAAUUUUAAUAUGUUUUAUUAAAAAAUAUAAAAAAUUUAAAACAUAAAUCUUUUAGGCACGGAAAGAGUAUAACUUGUUCAUUAUGUGCUAAAAUAUUUAAUGUAUCAUAUAAACAUUAAGAUGUGUCAUCUUUUAUGUGACUUAAUGUGUUUUCUUUAUUUUGUUUGUGGUAACCUGUAACAAAUUACAAUAACUUCUAAUACAAUUGAUUUGGUCCUUUUUUUUCAUCGUGAAUCUCGUUGGCAUAGUCAAGCUUGUCAGGUUCAGACGAUGUGAGGACCUUCCUCGAUUAUUUCUCCACGAUGCUAGUCAAUUGAUGUUUCUAGUGAUGACGAGAAUGUCAAUAAUGUAUCCGAAUGAUGAUGUAAUAUUUUUAAUAUGAUUUACUUCAGACUUUAUGUAUUUGUUUAAUCAUGAAAAUUAAAUUAUAUAAUUUGAUUUUGUGUAAGGCAAUUGAAAGUUUGGGGUUUGGAAAGAAGAGAUUGGAAUUAUAAAUUAAGGAAUUUGAGGUUUGGAGUUUUGGGUUAUAGGGAUUUACAUAUCUUCCUCGUAAAAUCCUCGUAAAAAAAUACGGACCUUGUUAUUUACUCGUAAAUUAACGAGGUUUUUGCGACGAAAUUUAAAAAAACUUCCUCGUAAACUGCUCGUAAAAAGAAAACGUGGGCCUUGUUAUUUUCUUGUAAAUUUACAUAGAAUUUAUGACGAAAAUUAAAAAUGCAUGUGUUUAUUUUGUUUAAUCAUGAAAAUUAAAUUAUAUAAUUUGAUUUUGUGUAAGGCAAUUGGAGGUUUGGGAUUUGGGGUUUUAAGGAUUUACAUAUCUUCCUCGUAAAAUCCUCGUAAAAAACACGGGCCUUGUUAUUUACUCGUAAAUUAACAAAGUCUUUACAACGAAAUUUAAAAACACUUCCUCAUAAACUACUCGUAAAAAAAACGCAGGCCUUGUUAUUUCCUCGUAAAUUUAUGUGGACUUUACGAUGCAAAUUAAAAAUACAUGUGUUUAGUUUGCUUAAUCAUGAAAAUUAAAUUAUAUAAUUUUAUUUUGUGUAAGACAAUUAGGGGUUUGAGGUUUGGGGUUUCGGGUUUUAGGGAAUUUCAUAUAUUCCUCGUAAAAAAACAUGGGCCUUGUUAUUUCCUCGUAAAUUAACGAGGUUUUCACGACAAAAUUUAAAAACAUUUUAUCGUAAACUACUCGUAAAAAAAUGCGAACCUUGUUAUUUCCUCGUAAAUUUACGUGGAUUUUACGACGAAAAUUAAAAAUGCAUGUGUUUAGUUUGUUUAAUCAUGAAAAUUAAAUUAUAUAAUAUUAUUUUGUGUAAGGCAAUUGGGGGUUUGGGGUUUCGGGUUUCGGUUUUAGGGAUUUACAUAUAUUCCUCGUAAAAAAACAUGGAUUUUGUUAUUUCCUCGUUAAUUAACGAGGUCUUUACGACAAAAUUUAAAUACACUUCGUCGUAAACUACUCGUAAAAGAAACACGGGUCUUGUUAUGUUUUCGUAAAUUUACGUGGACUUUACGGCGAAAAUUAAAAAUGCAUAUUUUUAGUUUGUUUAAUCAUGAAAAUUAUAUUAUAUAAUUUGAUUUUGUGUAAGGUAAUUGGGGUUUGGGCUUUAGGUUUUCGGGUUUCAGAUUUUGGGUUUUAGGGAUUUACGUACAUUCCUCGUAAAAAAAAACAUAGACCUUGCUACUUUCUCGUGUUUUUGUGGAGAUAAGAUCUCGUUCGUGUUUACGACAAAAAAUAAAUAACAAAAAAAUGGAGCUUGUUACUUCCUCGUAAUUUCACGAGGAUUUUACGACGAAAUAUAAUUUCCUAUAUAUACUGAACCAUCUCACUUCUCAUUUCGUAGUCAUUUCAUUUCCUUCUCCUAGCAAGGGACUCCUCUCUACUUCCUCUUUAGUUUAGUUUAGAUGGUUAGUUUAGGAUAAUUAGUGUUGAUAAGGCAGUUAGUGUAGAUAAUUUGUAGAUAGGUUUAUGAAAUUUGUUGAUAACAUAAGAUGAUGAUUUUUAAAUGUUAAUUAAUAAUAUAUUUAUAUGUUUCUUUUCAGAUGGUUAAUAAUGAAAAUUAAAUAUAUAUAUAUUUUAGAUGGUUAGAAAGAACAAGCGUACAGUAAAUGUGGAGAUAAGAUCUCGUUCCAGAGCCACUCCGCACACAUAAGGAUGAGGAAGAAGUAGAGAGGAAGAGUCAAGACCUCUUCCAGGAGAUGCAGAACAACAAACCUUAGACAAAUUAUUUUUAGUAUUGAUUUAUUAUUUACAUUUUUAAUAAUUUUGAAAUAAAUUUAAAAAUAAAUUUGAUUAUUUUUUUUGUAAAAAAUAAAGAAUCGAAGCAAAUUCGUAGCUAAAUUAUGUCUAAUUAAAGAGAAAAUUGGAAAAUGGUUAUUGAGGAAUUUACGAAGAAAUUUUUUACGUGUACUUUACGAGGUACAUGUUUACGUGGUUUUUACGAGAAAAUAGUUUAUAUGUCUUUUACGACGAAACUAUUGACACUACUUUACGACGAAACCUUUUUUCUCGUAACUUUAUGACGAAUUAGCGAUGGAAUAUACGAUUAACGAGGAAUGACUUUCUUAGUUAUUUCACCGUAAACUCUAUUUUACGACGAAAUAACCAUGAAAACUGUCGUCAUUAUACAUGCGAUUUCUCGUAGUGAAUAUUUAUCAGUAUUAUAAUUUACUUAUUUUGUAAAUGUUUAUCGAUGUGCAUAUAUCUUAUCCAUUAUAAUUUUGGAACUAAAGGCAAAUAUUUCAUCUCCUUAUGCCUGGACCGACCCUGAUCCAAUGCCUUCAUGAAUCUACCAUUAUAUCUUCGCCACAUACAGCAACAAUAAUAAUAAUAAAAAAUUUCUGUAUUUUAAUCUCUAAACACAAUGGUUAUCACCACAGACGCCUCCGGCGAUGAACUCGGAAACCCAGCCGUUAGAUUCUACCCUGGUGGAUGGAGAUCAGCGAGGCUCAUCAUCUUUGUAGAAAUGGCAGAGCGGUUCGCGUAUUUUGCGAUAGCGUCAAACCUGAUAACGUACUUGACAGGGCCAAUGGGUGAGUCAACGGCUGUAGCCGCGGCUAAUGUGAACGCUUGGAUUGGAACCAUAUCGUUCCUGCCGCUUCUUUGGGCGUUUGUAGCUGACGCGUUUCUCGGUCGUUUCCGUACAAUCAUCAUCUCAUCUUCUCUCUACAUCUUGGGACUUGGGUUACUGUCCUUUUCAGCCAUGAUUCUGUCACGCUCCCAAGCUCCGGAUCAACUCCAAGUGGCUCUCUUCUUUGUCUCUCUGUACCUUAUAGCCAUAGGACAAGGCGGUUACAAACCGUGUAUUAAGGUAUUUGGAGCAGACCAAUUCGAUGAAAAUGAUCUAAAUGAAGCCAAAGCCAAGAGUUCUUACUUCAACUGGUUGAUGUUUGGAAACUGUGUUAGCAUAUCAACAACUCUUUUUGUAUCUACCUACAUCCAAGAGAAAGUAAGCUGGUCCUUAGGGUUUGGUAUUCAAUGUGUUUCCAUGCUACUUGCUCUGUUUCUCUUCCUCCUUGGAACUAAGACUUACCGCUUUAGCACUACACGAGGAGGAAAGAACAACCCUUUUGCUAGAGUUGGCCGUGUUUUCAUGGAGGCAGUAAAAAACAGAAGACAAGACCAUUUAAGUUUAGGUAAUGCAAGCGAGAGCCUCCCUCUACACCCUCACCAGAGUUCCGAACAAUUCAGAUUCCUCAAUAGAGCAGCGAUUUCGUGUGACUUAGCUGAAAUUGAAGAAACAAAAGCAGUGCUUAGGCUUGUUCCCAUAUGGAUGAGUUGCUUAGUCUAUGCCAUUGUAAAUGCACAAGCUUCUACUUUCUUCAUAAAGCAAGGAGCCACAAUGGACAGGUCAAUCUCACCAGGAUUCUUAGUCCCUUCAGCUACAUUCCAAAGUUUCAUAAACAUAUCGAUUGUCAUCUUCAUCCCAAUCUAUGACCGUGUACUUGUUCCAGCCGCAAGAUCCUUCACGCAAAUCCCAUCAGGAAUCACUAUGCUUCAAAGGAUUGGCACGGGCAUUUUCCUCUCCAUUAUUGCUAUGGUAGUAGCCGCCUUGGUCGAGACCAAAAGGCUACAAACUGCAAAGGAUGACCUAACCAUACCAAUGAGCGUGUGGUGGCUGGUUCCGCAGUACGUUAUAUAUGGAGUCGCGGACGUAUUCACAAUGGCGGGUUUGCAAGAGUUUUUCUACGACCAAGUCCCUAGUGAGCUUAGGAGCGUUGGUAUGGCUCUUAACCUAAGCAUAUUCGGGGCCGGAAACUUCUUAAGCAGCUUCAUGAUAUCUAUCAUCGAUAGAGUCACAAGCCAGUCUGGUCAAACGAGCUGGUUCGAUAACAACCUGAACAAAGGUCAUCUAGAUUAUUUCUACUGGCUACUGGCUUCUCUCAGCCUCAUUGGUUUUGCUUUCUACUUGGGGUUCACCAAGUCGUAUGUGUACAAUAGACCAAAUACCUUCUAACGCAUUGUCUUCUGUGUUCUGCCUACAAAAUUGAGCUUUCUCCAUUUACUAAAAUGGAAUUGAGAACCAACGAAAUCAAUAUUUGUAAAUUAGGAUGAUAAUUUAAUAAUAUGUAACAUUUUUAAUGUU